CUUUUCUGUCCAUCCCUUCAAUCUCCUUCCCUCGACUUCUCAAUACACACUGGGACUCUUCUCUGCUCUCCUGCCAGACUGGUGCAUUUUCUCUCUCUCUCUCUCUCUCUCUCUCUCUCUGUCUCUCUCUCUCUUAUAGACACACACACACACUUUCAAGAGACUUUGGUGUCCCUCUGGCACUGUACACCUCCUACCCGUUUCUUUGCCCUUCACUGCUAAUCAUUCCAGCGUACGGGGAGAACUUGGCGCUGGCGGCCCGGAAGAUUCUGCUGGGCGCCACCGCAAUCAUGCUUCUCAUCAUUUUGGUCGUACUCAUUCCCGUCUUGGUGAACUCAGUGGGAGGAAACGAGGACAGUAGUCACUACGAAAUGUUGGGCACCUGCCGAAUGGUCUGCGAUCCGUACCUGGACAAGACAGGCACCGUCGGAACAGGAAUCAGCUCGCCGACAGACGGCGACGCAGCCGUAACACACAUCCAAGCCGAGGCGGAGCCGCUAAAUGACCACAGCGUGAGCCCGCCGUUGCCAACGUACAUCCACGGCAGGCCAGGAAAACCAGGAAAACCUGGACCUCCUGGACCACCAGGACCACCCGGAGAGCCUGGUCCUCCAGGUCCAAUGGGGCCACCAGGGGAAAAAAGCAUGACAGCUGUAGAUGGCAUUGGCAGCUUUAAUACAGGUUCACGUGUGGCAUUCUAUGCUGGCCUGAGGAACCCACAGGAGGGCUACGAGAUCCUGAGGUUUGAUGAUGUUGUCACUAACAUCGGCAACAAUUACGACAGUGCGACAGGGAAGUUUGUGUGCAAGGUGCCCGGUACAUACUUUUUCACCUACAAUGUACUGAUGAGGGGCGGCGAUGCAUGCACCAGCAUGUGGGCAGAUCUUCUGAAAAAUGGACAGGUGAGGGCAAGUGCUAUAGCCCAGGACCAAGAUCAGAGCUAUGAUUACGCCUCGAACACAGUGAUCCUGCACCUGGACCCAGGAGACGAGAUCUUCAUCAAGCUGGAUGGUGGCAAAGCUCACGGUGGAAACAGCAACAAAUACAGUACCUUUGCAGGCUUCAUCCUUUACUCCGAUUAGCGGAAACAAUCUUCAGGUUUGUGAUUUCCUAAAAGGGGCUUCAGUGUCUUGAAGGGGACAGGGCAAGUUUACUAAUCCUUCUUAAACUCUUCAGUGGAUCAUUAAAUACAUACACUAGUUCAGAUUCCUAUUAUUUGCUGACCAAAGUGGACCUUUUGUGGUCUUCUGCUGUUGUAGGGUUAAGGUUAGGGGUUAGGGUUAUCUGCCUUAAGGUUCAAUGUGCAUUCUGGGAUGCUUUUACGUUCACCACAGCAAUAAAGAUUGGUUAUUUGAGUUACCAUAGCCUUUCUGUCAGCUUGAACCAGUCUGGCCAUUCUUUUUCCUGACUUUUUGUAGCAUAAUUACAUCAAGUAUUGAUAUGUUGUGCAUUUUAGAUGCUUUUCUGAUCACCACAGAUGUAAGGGGUAGUUAUAUGAGUUACAAAUACAGGGGCUUCACAAACUAUAUUGAUCGUGAUUAAUUAAGCAAAAGUCCAUUUCAGUUUCAGGUUCGAAUUUAGGUUUCAAGUUCAUGGGGUUCAUGGAUGACUACUUAAUGCAAAACACUGUAAAGUCUUUGAUUCUAAUCAUAAUAUUAAGGUUAUGGGGUAUGUUGUUAUUAUAGGGCAAUCUGAGACUGGACCAAAAUGCAUUUAGCCGUUUGAUCAAGAUGUCUUCUUUGUACGAGUCUCUUGUCUUGUUCGUGAUUUUGCCGUGACGUGUCAUGCGUAACUACUACUCGUGUUAACCGGAACUUUAUGAUUCAAAAUUCAAUGUGGAAUAAAUGAACCUGAACCCUGUGUUUAAUCCAUAAAGCGUAGUCUGAACUAAUAUCAGUAUUGAGUCUGUAAAAAAGCGGACGUGUAUAUAUUGGCUUUCCUAGUAAUAAUAAUAAUAAAAAAAAGAAUAAAUCAGGAUGGAUGGUAUAACAAACAGCUUCUGAGAUUAAAAAGAUGAAUUAAAAUUCCAAUCAGGACUUCGCUCCGAGAUAGAAACAUAGUGACCUCACAUAUCUUGGCGUAUCAUCAGCAUUAAUUACUGUUGGAUAAUUAUGUGCAGAAGGUGUGAGCGGUUCUUGUAUUGAGAGAAAGCUUUCCAUCUGAUAAGAGGAAAGAAAAAAAAUGUCUUAAUGCAGCCAUCCCUGAUUGGGGUUUUUAAGGGAUCCGGAUGUCUCUUGUAUGUAUUUGAUGAUGUGACUUUAAUUUUGCUAAUAAAUGGAGAUUUUUUGUAGUAUGA
Messenger RNA from Hemibagrus wyckioides, 2296 nucleotides. RefSeq names its product C1q-related factor-like. Lineage: Eukaryota; Metazoa; Chordata; Actinopteri; Siluriformes; Bagridae. Gene Ontology annotation, molecular function: protein binding. The record is from RefSeq and is a predicted model, not a curated record. The coding region runs from base 291 to 1082 and encodes 263 amino acids. The transcript is spliced from 2 exons.